Folsomia candida is the source of this 2014-nucleotide messenger RNA. RefSeq names its product sodium-dependent nutrient amino acid transporter 1-like. NCBI's taxonomy places the organism in Eukaryota, Metazoa, Arthropoda, Collembola, Entomobryomorpha, Isotomidae. The record is from RefSeq and is a predicted model, not a curated record. Gene Ontology annotation, molecular function: L-amino acid transmembrane transporter activity. Gene Ontology annotation, biological process: sodium ion transmembrane transport. Bases 1 to 1983 code for a protein of 660 amino acids. Gene Ontology annotation, cellular component: membrane. The transcript is spliced from 15 exons.
AUGCAUGUUCAAAACUAUGUUGAUGUUAACCGUUCUGGCGGCGACAAAUUACCAGUUCAACCUAUCAAGCAUCCUCGCAUUACCGUAAUUCAGGAGGAGAAUGACGAAGAUGAUAAGCUACCUGCAUCAGCUACGUCACUUUCUAGGGCUUUGAUAGAAUCUGAAAUUCAGGAGAAAGUUGACGUCUCAUCAACAGACAAUGAUUCGCCAACUCCGCUUCCACUCCCCCAAAAACUGAAUCAGGAUGAACCACCCCGUUUAAAAUGGAGCAACCAAUGGGAAUUUAUGGUUUGUUGCAUCUCCAUGAGUGUUGGUCUCGGAAAUAUUUGGCGAUUCCCCGUAACGGUCUAUAAGAAUGGCGGAGGUGCAUUUCUGAUCCCUUAUUUCAUAAUCAUGAUUGUGAUUGGGAGACCAGUCUACUUUUUGGAGUUGUGCUUGGGUCAGUUCACGUCAAGAAAUCAGGUACAAGUCUGGCGUUGCGUCCCAUUUUUCAAAGGGGUCGGAGUGGGCACUGUGGUUGGGGCGUUGUGCUCACUGUCUUACUACGUUUCUAUUGUGGCUCUUCCCAUAUACUAUCUUAUUCGCUGCUUUCAAAAUCCUCUUCCUUGGACAGAAUGUAAAGAAAGUUGGGCCGGUGUGGGAAAUUGUAAUGGAACUCAUCUUAACCCAGCCAAAACGAACCGUUCUCUUCCCGAUCUCUACUUCAAGAACGAAAUUCUCCAAGAACUUCCAAAUAUCGAGGAUGGCAUCGGUUCACCAGAGUGGAGACUUUCACUUUGUCUCGCUUUCUCUUGGCUGAUCAUAUACUUGUCGAUUUCAAGAGGGGUUAAAACCAUGGGGAAAGUUGCAUACGUCACCUGCAUAUUUCCCUCAAUUGUUCUCGUCAUUCUGCUCAUCAUUGGACUCACACUUCCUGGAGCUUGGUCAGGUAUAAGGUUCUUUAUGGAACCAAAAUGGGAUCUGUUGUAUCAACCGAAGGUUUGGUAUAACGCCGCAGGGCAAUGUUUCUUCUCCCUGAAUACUGGUCUUGGUGCCAUAAUAAUGUUUGCCAGCUAUAAUAAAUUCUCGCAUAAUAUUUACAGGGACUCCUUAAUCUUCAGCUUGGUGGAUACUUUCAUCAGCGUGUUUGCAGCUUUCACCACUUUCGCCAUUUUAGGGAAUCUUGCUGAAGAACUUGGAGUCAGUAUUGAUAGCGUCGUGGGAAAGGGGGACCUCGGUCUUAUCUUUGUCACGUACCCAAAUGCCAUCGCAAAAAUGAACUGGGCUCCACAGCUCAUCGCAGCACUCUUCUUCCUCAUGCUAUUUUUUCUUGGAUUGGGAAGUUCAAUUGCGAAUGCGGCAGCAAUUUCGGUCAUAUUUUGCGACUACUAUUCAUACUUUAGAGAGCACGUCGUCACCCUGUCCAUUUGUAUUAUCGGGUGCAGUAUUGGAUUAGUGUAUGUAACACCGGGUGGUCAAUUUAUCCUGCAGCUUGUCGAUUUUUUCACCAGUGCUUUUUUCAUCUUUACAAUGUCUAGUUUGGAGGUUAUUGGAGUCGCUUGGUUUUAUGGAAUAUAUAAUUUCAUUGGUGAUAUCGAAUUCAUGUUGGGCAUCAAGUUGGGUUUAUUUUGGAAAAUAUGUUGGGGAGUGUUAGCUCCAUUUAUUCUGAUGUUCAUUUUGGUGUACUCCCUCAUCGUAGAGAAGUUGGAAUAUAAUGGGAUUCCAUUUCCUAGCGCGGCGAAAGGGGCGGGAUGGAUGUUGGCAGUUGUGGCGAUCGGAUGCUUUGUAACUGGAGCAAUCCAUGCAAUGAGGAAGGUUUCUGCGGUAUCCUGGAUGGAUAAAUUAAGAAUGUCACUUCGCCCCCAGUACGGAUGGGGUCCAAGAGACCCCAAAGAUCGAGAAGAUUGGCAAAUAUUUAUUAGCACUCAGGACAGGAGAUCGUUCCGACAAAGAGUCAGAGAUAGGUUUCAAAACGGGUCUAUUGAUACAACUAAGGCACAAUAAGGUGUUAUCUGUGUUCUUACAUCUGCAUACC